Molecule: messenger RNA, 1682 nt
Organism: Diabrotica virgifera virgifera (western corn rootworm)
Lineage: Eukaryota; Metazoa; Arthropoda; Insecta; Coleoptera; Chrysomelidae
Product: gastrula zinc finger protein xLCGF3.1-like
Exons: 2
Coding region: 422-1456 (344 amino acids)
Biological process (GO): regulation of transcription by RNA polymerase II; central nervous system development
Cellular component (GO): nucleus
Molecular function (GO): DNA-binding transcription factor activity, RNA polymerase II-specific; RNA polymerase II cis-regulatory region sequence-specific DNA binding
Source: RefSeq, a predicted model, not a curated record
UGUGAAGUUUAUAUCAAACAAUGUUUAAAAAAACUCCGGUAUGCGGCAAAAUAAACAUACUCUGGGCUAAUUAGCAAAAUUCAUGGAAAAGUUAUUUACCAGCAAUUUUAUUGCUGGAAUCGAAUUAUAAAAUCCUAUAUAUUAAUAAUAUAGGUAUGCAAAGUCCUCACAUAGUGUGCUACUUUUUUUAUAAACAAAAUGGCGCCGACAAAUCGUAUUUUUUCAAUUAUUGCUCUAUAACUCCGAAGAUUUUAACAUUACAACAAAAACACCGACAUAAAAAUUCACCGCAAUUAAAUUCUGCAUAGAGAUAUGUUUUUCCCGAUUUACUCCGACGAAAAUUUUCCUCGGAAAAUGCGGGGUUUCCCAACAAAAACUCUAAUUUUCAAAUAAAGUUUUAGGUUUUUCUUCUGAAGAUAGUAUGAAACCUGAUGCCAGUAGCCUAUUAACAAAUUAUGAUAGAAGUGACAGUAAUUUCAACCCAUACAUAACUUCCACUGCCAAUGUAAACACUGGAGGACAACAUUUUAUAUGUGCAAUUUGCAACAAACAAUUUUCGACACUGACUUAUUUAAAGAUACAUAUGAAAUUGCAUACUGGUGAAAAACUAUUUAAAUGUGAAAUUUGCACAAAACAGUUUUCAGUGAAAGUAUAUUUAAAAACGCAUAUGAGAGUGCAUACUGAUGAAAAACCAUUUGAAUGUGAAAUUUGCACCCAACAUUUUUCAGUUAAACGAUAUUUAAAAACGCAUAUGAGAGUGCAUACUGGUGAAAAACGAUUUGAAUGUGAAAUUUGCCCCAAGCAGUUUUCAACGAAACAAGUUUUAAAAGCGCAUAUGAGAGCGCAUAUUGGCGAAAAACCAUUUGAAUGUGAAAUUUGCACCAAGCAGUUUUCAACGAAACAAGUUUUAAAAGCGCAUAUGAGACUGCAUACUGGUGAAAAUCCAUUUGAAUGUGAAAUUUGCACCAAGCAGUUUUCAAUGAAACAAGUUUUAAAAGCGCAUAUGAGAGUGCAUACUGGUGAAAAACCAUUUGUAUGUAAUAUUUGCACCAAACAGUUUUCAACUAAAUACGAAGUAAAAUCGCAUAUGAGAGUGCAUACUGGUGAAAAAUCAUUUAAAUGUGAAAUUUGCACUAAGCAGUUUUCAGCGAAACAAAAUUUAAAUAGGCAUAUGACAGUGCAUACUGGUGAAAAACCAUUUGAAUGUGAAAUUUGCACCAAGCAGUUUUCAACGAAACAAAUUUUAAAAAGGCAUAUGAGAGUGCAUACUGGUGAAAAAUCAUUCAAAUGUGAAAUUUGCACCAAGCAGUUUUCAACGAAACAAGUUUUAAAAAAGCACAUGAGAGUGCAUACUGGUGAAAACUCAUUGAAAUGUGAAAUUUGUACCAAACAGUUUUCAACAAAGGGUUAUUUAGUACUACAUAUGAAAUUGCAUACUGGUGAAAACCCAUUUUAACCCGGAGCAGUCGCUCGUUAGAAAAAGUCCAACAUUUUAUCCUUUUCCGAGAAAAUUUGAUGAAACAUUUUGCAACAUAACUUUCCACUCGUAAGUGCCUCGAGGAAGAUUGUAGUAAUGCGUGGGAUUUUUUGUGUGGAAUUUAUGGCGCUGGUGAGAACCAAUUAGCUUUAAAAUUUUUAGAAAUAUAGAUAUUUUUAACAUAACAAGUAAAUAAAAAUAUUAU